UUCAGAAGUCACUACCACAUUUUGCUUGCUCCGAUACAAUUACACAUUUUUGCAUCUACUCUUCAACAGGAUUCAAGAGAGUCAUGAAACUGUUGUUCCUGGUUGUGUGCUCCAUUGGACUGUGUUCCUCCCUUCCGGUAUCCAAGGAGGUCCAUGAUAGAGAGGAACGCUCUUCAAGUGAUGAGAUGUAUCGAGGUUUUAGAGGGUUCAAUCCCUACCAGUUCCAGCCUCAGUUCCCAUUCUACCCAUACGCCCAGCCUCAGCCAACUCAGAACAACAACAAUGCCCUCCUGACUCUCCUACCCUUCCUGCUGGCUAGUCUGGCCACUCCUGCAGCGGCCCCAGCUGCUGCCCCAGCUGCUGCCCCAGCCGCUGCCCCUGCUCCUGCUCCUGCUCCCGCUCCUGCUGGGAAGUAAGAUGGACUUCACCAGAAGACUGUGCAGCAAAGUCGUUGACUUUUGAAAAUCCCGGUUGUAAAUUAAUACUCUUGAAUUAGUCUUCAAUAAAUCAAACAACGAAAACAAAAUACUUUCUGGAGUUGUUUUGUUUUGCUGUGUUGUCAGUGCUUCUGAGAGUUAUAGUCCCUGGCAUUGCUUCAGAUUUGUUUAUCAGGUGUGUUCUGUUAAGCUGACCAGGUUAGCCUGUUUUCAUUGACUACAAUAGGUCAAAGUAGAACAAAGUUUCAAAAGUAAGGCUCUGCACAGAGGCCGAGGACAUCAUUGGCUAUGGGCUUCCCAUCCAAUUGGACACCUACCACCUGCAAUGCCAGAGAGAAAACCCACAAAAUCACUGCAGCCAGUCCACAAACCGUUCCAAUUAACGUAUGACAGAUGGUUCCUAAGCAUCAGUGCUCGUACAAACACAGACAGCUUCUACCUUCAGACAAUUAGGCUACUCUGCACUUGCCAUUUAGACAUGACAUCCAUAAUGUGAAUUAUGUUUGCACCACCAACUGCAUUACUAAAUGUAGCUUCAUCUCAACCAUUUAUGUGUCUACAUAACACUGCCACUCUGUAUUUGAUUAAUAAAAUACUUCAACUUUUCA
Messenger RNA from Hypomesus transpacificus, 1045 nucleotides. RefSeq names its product translation initiation factor IF-2-like. NCBI's taxonomy places the organism in Eukaryota, Metazoa, Chordata, Actinopteri, Osmeriformes, Osmeridae. The transcript has 4 exons. The coding region runs from base 84 to 416 and encodes 110 amino acids. The record is from RefSeq and is a predicted model, not a curated record.